This is a messenger RNA of Spirometra erinaceieuropaei, 1790 nucleotides long. Lineage: Eukaryota; Metazoa; Platyhelminthes; Cestoda; Diphyllobothriidea; Diphyllobothriidae. The record is from the annotation of a GenBank genome assembly.
AUGCUGUAUGAGGGACAGGCUCUGAACAGUUGGAACACAGUCAUAAAGGCAGUCGCAGAGUCUGUGCCUCAGCCCACAGCUAACAGAAGACAAGAGGAUCCAGGCACCAGGUUUUUUUCCUGGGAGACUGACAGAGAGUUCAGGCUACGACAUUCCGGCGGACAGGAAAGGAAUUUCUGAGAGUAUAAAUCACGAAACCUCGACUAUUUGCCAGAGAGGUGAAUUGGGAAGAAUGCCGUGCUCCGUGGAGGUCACGGUGCACAUACUUAGAAAACAUGACUCUUGACGAUGAAUUUCCACGGGCAAAUCCAAAUACUGAGUGAAAAUAUGGGUGGGAGGGAUAAUUUAGAGACAUGCCCCUUAACUCUUGCCGGUCCGGAUUAAAAGGCAUGUGGCGGGUUACUUGGAAAGCAUGAAGAAAAUAAGACGUUAGUUCAGUCGGCGUUCGGGAAAAGGUGGGAGGAUGGAUAAUUAAGAAAGAAUUAUGAAUGUUAAGUCGUCGGCUAACAAGAGUAAGAACUGAAAUCCGAUUAACCUUUGGGUAAGUAUCAGUGCAAAAAAUGAAACAGAGGUCGGCUUUCUGCCUUGGAAUCCAAGAAAUUUUAAGAUUUAUUAGCUGGUAUCUGUUUGACUAUAUGACUUUUGUAUGUACUGGGUGUGAUAGUUUUCUUUAAAAUUACCUUGGCCAUGAAUAAUUUCGAUACGGUGUUUGACAACCUUCAACGAUUUUGCGUUAUCAUCAACCCGUAAAAUUUCGUUUUCGGCGUUGCUUCCCUCGAGUUUCUUAGAUACCUGGUUGACUCCGCUGGUCUCCAUCCUCUUAAUUUGAAGAUUGAGGCUGUUGUGAGUUUCCGUCCCAACUUUCAGUCGUCAACUACAGCGCUGUCUAACGAUGCCAAUUCCUACCGCCGUUUCGCCGCUCACCGUUUCGACAUCAUCCUGCCGCUCACAGACUACCUCUCUGGCUCCAAACGUUCGUUCGAGAUGUCUGCUUUCACCCUUGCUGCUUCUGGCCAAGCAAAGACUGCCCUGACCGACUCCACCCUGCUGACAUAUUUUGCAGCCGAUGCUCCCAUUUUCCUCAUGGCCGACGCCUCCAACGUUUCAGUCGGCGCAGUUUUUCAGCAACAUCGUAGCUUUCUUCUUGAGAAAGUUAUCGCAUGUCGAGUCUUGCUUCAGCACAUUUGGUCGGGAGCGUCUUACCGUCUCCCCCGCAGUGAAAAAUUUACGGCAUUUCCUUGAGGGCGGAGAAUUCACCAUCCUUACAGAUCACUAGCCAUUUUCAUUUGCAUUCAAGUCGAAGUUUGAAAGGCUCAACCCGGGUGGUUCGCCAACUUGACCACAUGUCGUAGCUCACUUCAGACAUCCGCAAUAUCAAUGGGUCAUGAAAUUAGGAGGCUAAACCGCUUUCCGUCCCCACCAGCGCAUAUCUCCAACUUCCUCUUGUUACCGAACUUGCUGAUAUAGCCGCUGAACAACGCCGUGUCGGUUGGUCCUGUGACGAGAACGUUUCUGUUCUCCAACUCCAGGGUCUUCUACUGACUACUGGCAACGGCACCAUUCCCUCUGGCGUCUCCGCGGUCUCCCAACAUCCCUUUGUGCCUCCACCCCUCCGUCGCAAUUUCUUCUCCUCAUUACACAACCUUCCCCAACCUGGGAGUCGGCUACGUACAGGCCAGUUUCCGAUCGCUUCGUCUGGUCUGGGAUGCACAAGGAACUGGAAGCUUGGACACAGACGCGUCUUGACCUUCAGUGGAGUAAGGCCCAACGACACAACACGGUUCUCAUAG